CUACAGCUUAUGGGAAUUCAUAAAUGGUACUCAUCUUCUAUUUACUCAUCAGUCUUAUUAUGCAUGCAACAUCUAGGUUUCUCUUCUCAUGGCAACACUACCGGCGAGAUGAAUCCACCAACUCUAAAAUGAUCAUAUAGCUAUUUCAGGACGCGUAUACUUUGACUGCACUAUCGUCUUCCUCAAGUCUUCAGACCUCAUGCUUUUCAUGUUGUAAUCAUAUGGCAGUUUCAUCAAAUCUGGAUUAGACAUCAUCUGCAAAAUAAGCGACAAGUGAAUACCAAUUGGUACUGAAAAAAGUACACAAACUGGCAACCCAUAAGAAUGAUAUCUGUUACACGAAACAAAUCUGAGAUUGCCAGAGUGAAUUACACUUAAAGUGUCCAGGUUGUGACAAGAAGAAGCAUAAGAAGCUACAAUCCUUAACUAAAAAGAACUACUUCAUUCUUUCUUAUAAGGAUUUCUCAAUUUUCUGACAGAAAAGGGAGCUAGAUGGAACAAACCAUCACUAUCCUAAAAAAUCACAUAGAAAAUUUUCGAUUUCAAACAUUUAUAACAACCAAUUUUCUUCCAAACCAAAAUCUAAGCUACAGAACAACCAGAAGAGGCAAGCUUUAAUCAGAAAAACUCCCAAGUCAAGAGCUGGAGUCAGGUAAGAGUAGAGCUCUGGAGCAGUGACGAGGUAUGAAUUAGCAUGUUUCUGCUGGUGGCGAGGAAUGUCCCGAGGAUCAUGACAAUGAACUUCAAUCGAGUUUUGGGAUACCGUGAACAACACAAAAUGAAAUUCACAGGGUUUUGAACAAACAUAAAACCCAGAAACAAGAACUAAUUAAAAGAUAUAAGAAAGAACCUUGGAUACGUGGCCCCCCUCCGCCGACUGAAAGAAGUGAUCAAGUUGAGAAGCGAAUUACCAACAACCGCUGCCAACCAUUCAGAUCAGUGCAUGAUUGACGCCACCGCCGAUGUCGGCUACCUUCAUCUAACCCAUUGUCAACGAAGUUGUAAGUGGUUUCCCGCCUACUUGUAUGAGCAAAAAAUAGCCCCUAAUAUUGCAGGGAAUUGAGGAAGACAAUGAUUAAUGGAGGCUGAUGGAAGAGACUGGAGAUUGGAUUAGCAAAGGAAAAGUCGCCGGAGUGCGAGACAGACGAUGAUGUUUGGUCGGGGUUUCGUUUUGUGUUGUUUUAGGUUACUGGAGAAAAACAAUUGAAGAGAAAAUUCAGAUGAAAAAAUGAAUUACUGGAAGAAAAUAACGCAGAAGAGAAGACAGAAGAGAGGACCGUCUGAUUGGGUGAAUGAUGGGUUUGGACCAUCGGGUUUGAACCUACGUUUAUUAAACUAAACCAGUGCCACAUCAGCUCCAUGUAGCCCAAUCAGAAAAGGCGUCACCGGUGCCACACUUUUUAGAACGGCAUCGAACACAUAUAAAACGGCGUACGUGGGCCACACGGCCCACAUGGCUGGAAGACUGGCACCCAAAGCUAUUAGGAUUUAGGAAGGCGCGACCCGAAACCUCGCGCCAUUUCCGCUCGCUGAAGGAGAUACCGGACAGAAGUUUCAACCUUCAAGCCCCAAGAAUGGCGAUCUGCUCUCCAAUCCCUCUCAAGCUCCUCGUCAAAACUCGCUCUGUCGUUUGCCUCUCUUCCUGCCACCGCCGUCUCCUCUCUACUGAAAUUACCCCCGUCGUUUCUCCACCACAGCCGCCGGCGGAACAGGAAGCUCCGGUAAUAAAGCAAGCUUUGGAGAUCCUUCGGAGGCCGGAAAAAGAAUGGGAUGCAGCGCAACUGAAUCAAAUCCUCUUCUCCGCUUCCCCUUUCUUCCUCUUCAAAAUCGCCCGCCGGUUGCCGUCUUCCUCGCAAGCUCUCAAAUUCCUGCAGUUCCUCCGACAGAGCAGCAGCGACCCUUCGCCGCCGGAUGAACGAUCGCUAUCUCACGCGUUGCAGGCUGUCUUCGAGCUCGCUAGUCGGGAACCCAAUUCGACACAGAGCGUCUACGAGGUUUACACGGCUUCCAGGGAUUUGGGCGUCCAACUUACCCCAAAUGCCGCCGCGAUUCUCCUCCGAUGCCUGGGGAGAAACGGGAUGAUGAGCGAAGCCGAGUCUUUCUUCAACGGGUUCGAUUCGGCGGUCAAGAAUUCGCAUGUUCGCAAUGUGUGGAUCAAAUUGCUGCUCCAAUCAGGUCGUUUCGAUGACGCACUCAAGGUGCUCGACGAAAUGCUCCAACCAAGUACAACCUCCGACUGCAAAGUCGAUGACUUCACAGCAGCUCAGUUUUUCACGUUUUUCUUGAAUUGGAGGAGCCACGGGAGGCUAAUACCCGAAGAAGAGAUGAUCGAUUUGGUGUUGAAAUUCGCUCGACUCGGUGUCUUCCCCACCUCGGUUUGGACUUCUCAGUUCGUCGCCAUGCUGUCUUGGAAGCGCAAAAUAAACUCUGCUUGGAAUCUCUUAGAUGAACUAAUGAAGUUAGAAGCUCCAGUUGAUGCAGCUCCUUGCAAUGCCUUGUUGAUAGGGCUAGGAAAAGAGAUGGACAUUAAAAAAAUGAACGCAGUUAUGGUGAAGAUGAAGGAAGCAGAAAUUCAGCCAGACGUGGUCACAUUCGGGAUUCUCAUCAACCAUCUCUGCAAGCACAGGAGACUAGAUCAAGCACUUGAGGUGCUCGACAAAAUGCAGGGGGAGAUGUCAAUUGAACCAGAUGUCGUGAUCUUCAACACCAUAAUUGAUGGGCUCUCCAAAGUCGGCAGGCAAGAAGAAGCAUUUGAAUUGGUCGAGAAAAUGAAAUCUCAACACCGAGGCUGCUCCCCCAACACAGUCACCUACAACUGCUUGAUUGACGGAUUCUGUAAAGCAGGCGAGAUCGACAAAGGGAUCAACUUAUUCCACGAGAUGCAGGAAAUGGAACUCGUUCCUAAUGCCAUCACGGUUAACACUCUAGUCCACGGGAUGUGCAUGUAUGGAAGAACAAGCAAUGCAGUUCGGUUCUUCUAUGAGAUGAGAAGCAAAGGCCUUUGGGGCAAUGCAGUUAGCUACACCUCGUUGAUCGAUGCCUUCUGUAAAGUGAACAACAUCGCCAGAGCGAUUGAGAUCUUUGAUGAAAUGGUUACAGAUGGGUUCCCUCCUGAUUCAUACGUAUACUACACUUUGAUCUCAGGGUUGACCAGAGCUGGAAGAAUGAACGAGGCGUUGACCUACUUCCAGACCUUAAAAGAUUCUGGGUUCUCCCCUGACGUAGUCUGCUACAAUGUCUUGAUCUCAGGCCUAUUCAAUACAAACAAGGCUGACAAGGCCCGAGAGAUCUUUGAAGAAAUGGAAAAGGCUGGUGCUAGACCAGAUGGUGUGACCUACAACACCCUGAUCGCUUAUCACGCGAAAGAUGGAAACUUUAUCGAAGCACGGAAGCUACUGAAGAAGAUGGUUAAAGAAGGCCACGUUCCUACUGUGGUAACUUAUGGAGCUUUGAUCCAUGCUUACUGCUUGAACCAGAAGGUGAACGAAGCAAUGGCUUUGUUCAAGGAGCUAAGGGGUUCAUCGAAGGUGACUCCGAAUGGUGUGAUCUACAACAUAUUAAUAGAUUGCUUGUGCAAGAAGCAAGAUGUGCAGCAGGCACUUGCGUUGAUGGAUGAUAUGGAGGUGAGAGGAGCGAAGGCGAGUGCCAAUACGUUUAAUGCGGUGUUUAGGGCUUUAAGGGAAGAGAGGAUGGUGAAUAAAGCGUUUGAGUUGAUGGAUAGAAUGGUUAGACAAGGUAUUAAUCCUGAUUACAUGACGAUGGAUAUUUUGACCGAGUGGUUGUCGGGAAUUGGUGAGAUGGAGAAGUUGAGGAGGUUUGUUGAAGGGUGUACUGUCUCUGAAGGUGAUCAUGCUGCUGGUGGUGCUGCUGCUGCUGCUGCAUCAUAGCAUUUGCUCUUGAAGAUCCCUUCUUGGCUUUGAAAUUAGGGCCGCUUUUAGUGGUUUCAUAAUAAUCAGUAAGUGAUGUUGGUUUCAUUCUGUAGUGGGCAUGAUUUGGAAUAGGGUUUCAUUUUGUUCUUAUUGCUAGAACAAACUCUUGAGAGAUGUGAGAGCGCUCGGUGCCUGACGUGUAUUUGCUUGAGCUAGUGUGUGUUAUAGUUGAUUUUGUAUUAUGCAGCAAUCGUUUCCAUUAUUCAUUAAUUUAGUUCGGCCCACGUACUUAAACAUCAGUCUUCGAUCGUACAAGGUUGACUACGUGUAUUUCGUAGCGCUGCAACUAAUGAUGUAUCAUUAAUAAAUAUAUUGAGGUUAG
This is a messenger RNA of Linum trigynum, 4251 nucleotides long. NCBI's taxonomy places the organism in Eukaryota, Viridiplantae, Streptophyta, Magnoliopsida, Malpighiales, Linaceae. The record is from the annotation of a GenBank genome assembly.